UCAGAGUCAUCUUAUCCAAAUGAGAAAUCUCCGGGAAAUCACACAUACGCUUGCUCUCCUUUUGCGUAUAAAUAAUUAAAAGAUGUCAGCACAUCUACGUAAUCUAAGUAAAAUUAGAAAUUAGAGGGGAAAUCGAUAUGUAUACAACAAAACCACUUUCGGUACUCAAAGCUUCUCCCGGAACUGCGUCGCAGCCACCUCCGGAAGGCCCCAGUUCCGGGUACCUGGUGCGCGAAGACGAAGAAUCCGAUGGCGGUGACUCUGCCCGUUGCUGGGGACUUUGUGAGGGAACGAGGGUGAGGGAUCUCCCUUUCCCUCAGAAUAGGAUCCUCACUGUCCGAUACGACGACGAACAAGGGCUGGACAGCGCAACUCAUAGCGUCGUGUUCUUCAUCCCUGUACUUGACAAGCCCUUGUCUUCGAAUCACUACUACGUCGUCGUCGGAAAAGGGAAGGAUAAAGGGAAAAUUCAUACGUGCUCUAAAGAGGAGGACAUGAGCACAUGCUGUUUUUGCCAAUGCAUAAAUGACGUGAAGCCGAGUCCCUUUGAUCAUAGAAACAUCUACCAACAAAUGGAAAUCGUGCCGAAGAAGGGGAAGUUCACUGCAAAGUCCGUAGCUUCCGACGGUUUUCCGCCGCGGCUAUUCAGGAAGAAGUAUUGGCAAGUUUACGCGACGAAACCGGAGAACUACUGCUUAAGCGACGCGCUCGGGCUCGACAUAGCCCUCCGGUCGCGUCCGCUAAAUCUCGACUUCCCGAUCAUGGUAGAAGACACCCCGAAGUCAGCCAUCGGGAAGUGGUAUUGCCCCUUCUUUUUCGUCAAGGAAAAUCGGAGCUUCAAGGAGCAAAUGAGCAAUGCCAUGUUCUACGAGAUUUCUCUGGAGCAAUUUUGGGAGCAAAUAUAUGCCAAGGGGAAUUUCCACGGCGACUGCGCAAAUGUUGUUGAGGUGAAUAGUAGCGUGCAGAGCAAAAGAGUUACUGUAAAUGGUGAAGCUGCAGUUGAAGCAGCAGAUGUUGAUGGUUUCGUGUCGUUUGAGAAUGUUGUUUCCAGGAGAAAGAGUAUUGGGCUGAGUUUAGCUGUGUGGAAUAGGAUGAGAUUGGAGCAGAGUAGAGAAGGAUGGGUUGAUGCUGGUGAAGAGAAGGUGGAGAGAGUGGAGGAAUUUGGAGGGGGAUUAAAUGGGUGGAAGAGGUUUGGGUGCUAUGUGUUUGUGGAGAGGUAUGUGUUCAAGAGAAUGGAUGGGAGCUUAGCUUUCACCUUUGAUUUUGUGCACAACAGGAAAGUUAGGACCAAAUGGGAGUGAGGAUCAUUCUAAAUCUACUUUGUAUAUGUUUGAAACCAUUAAGUUUGUUUUCAGGGUUCUCAUGUUAUGUAUUUGUCAGUUAGUUAGUGAAACUAUAGUGGGUUUGUAAAGUUGGUUGUUUCAUGUACCAAUUAUUUCUACUUAUAUAAUAAAUGUUUGAUAAA
Messenger RNA from Ananas comosus (pineapple), 1465 nucleotides. RefSeq lists its product as uncharacterized. NCBI's taxonomy places the organism in Eukaryota, Viridiplantae, Streptophyta, Magnoliopsida, Poales, Bromeliaceae. The transcript is spliced from 2 exons. The record is from RefSeq and is a predicted model, not a curated record. Bases 138 to 1301 code for a protein of 387 amino acids.